UUCGAUAUCGAUUUUGCCACUCGUUCGUUCAUUGUAGGCAUGAAUGAAUGGACAAACUGCGUCCAGACGCCGCGCUCAUACUCACACGUGACAGUGUCCGUCCGUUGCACCUCUUUGACAGCUAAUCAAACCACCCUCCCUCGUGCAGACAGACCGUUGAAUCGCUCACUUCACUGGCACUCACCCAGUGACUGACAUGUGACAGCCGGACUACGACACGAACAACGCAUCCUGCUCUCUCCUCUGCCCUCACCACAGGUCCAUCACAACUACUCGUCUGCCGGUCUGCCCUUCUUGUUGACCUUGACCAACUCGACCUCGAACAGAAGUGGCUCAUUGAUGUGCACCGCCAGCUUCCGCUUGCCGCUGAAGGUGUCUGGCUCUGGCCGCUGGUUGGACGUGUUGAAUCCCAGCUCAGGUGGAACCAGGAUCUUGCGCAGUGACCCCACCCUCAUGCCAGACAUGGCGUCCUCCACCGCCAACGGAAUCUGCACCCAUUUAGUCGGUAAGGUAAGGCAAGGUAUGGUGUUGUUUGUUCGCCGGCCUUGUGAGCACCGUUGUGUUGUGUCACCUUUUUAUCCGGAUCUCCGUAUUUGAUAGCGUAAGUGUCGAGUCUGUCCUGUUUGAACUCGCGACCAUAACCUGCAGAACAACACAACACACACGCACUGGGCGCACUCACACGAGGCCCUGCCUGCCUCUCUUCUUCCCGUGCUCACCCACCCACCCACCCAGGCUGAACACAUAGUCGCCAUUCCCCUUGUAGACCUGGUACUUAACCUUGCAGGUAUCACCCUUCUCACACAGCGGCGCAUCAGACGGCCCCUUCACAGGCUCUCUGUACCUGACGCCCUUGGAGCUCCUCAGCAGCGGCCCUUUGGCAGCUUCCUCUGCCUCUCUCUUCCUCUCGCCUAUCUCCCUGGCCUCUUCUAUCGACAGCGGAGGGCUCUUGGCCACGGCUGCAAGCGGCAGCAGAGAGGCCGUCAGUGCAACAGCCGCUGAUGAGAGGUGGCUCCGUCUUGUGGAGGCGGCUGACAUAGAGGUAGAUGGCAGUGUUGCUGCAGGCCGCCUACGGUGCGGUGGAUGGGGAGAUCUGCGGUGCAGGUGGGAGAUGCUGAAGGCAUGAAUGUCGAUGACCAAGAUGAAGAUGACGUUGAAGGCGAGGAGGAAGAUCCAGAAUCUCUUCAUGAUACCAAACGCAGGAUUCUCCGCUGGCGGCCAUCAGCGCG
This is a messenger RNA of Vitrella brassicaformis, 1229 nucleotides long. Lineage: Eukaryota; Vitrellaceae. The record is from the annotation of a GenBank genome assembly.